Molecule: messenger RNA, 3633 nt
Organism: Ostrinia furnacalis (Asian corn borer)
Lineage: Eukaryota; Metazoa; Arthropoda; Insecta; Lepidoptera; Crambidae
Product: ragulator complex protein LAMTOR1-like
Exons: 3
Coding region: 4-318 (104 amino acids)
Biological process (GO): cellular response to amino acid stimulus; positive regulation of MAPK cascade; regulation of receptor recycling
Cellular component (GO): Ragulator complex; lysosomal membrane
Molecular function (GO): molecular adaptor activity; guanyl-nucleotide exchange factor activity
Source: RefSeq, a predicted model, not a curated record
AUAAUGCUUACCUGUAUCUACAGCAACGUGAUAGACGUAGGCGCUCUCGGGCCGUACGCGCUCGAACCGGGCGCAUACAGCGAGCGUGUUCGCGCGUACACAGCUCGCGUGGCGCAGGCGCCGCAGCCGCCGCCGCCCGCGCCGCGCCUGCUGGCUGACGUGCCGCAUGCGGAGCGCGCCGCGCUGCUGGCGAGGCCGCCGCUGCCGGCCAGCGAUAGGGACCUGAUAACGAAUGCCGUCAAGAAAGCGGCGGCAGCCAUCUCCGAGCUUCGUGUGGAACACCACGAGGACCUGGUGGUGCCCUUCCGGGUGCCAUAGCAGCGGACCCCUUCGUCGUGCGAGGGCGACCGCCGAAGCUACUGACGGCACCCCACUGUCCCGUGGUAAGGCGAUGACAAUUCGAUAGAGUGAAUGGAACGAGUGAACCGCAAUGUUUGCGUUCAUUCAUUCUGUAUUUAUGAAGUUUAUCUGUUAUCAUUCGGUGUUAAAUGAAUGAAUGAAUGAAUAUCGACUCGUUCAUUCAUUUGAUUUAAAGAAGUUUGAACUUUAUCUGGUGUUGUUUGGUUACAAAUUGUAAACAUAAAUUGGAUUGAAUUGAAAAAGUUAAAUGUUUAGGAGCAGAUAUAAUAGUGAAUACCAAAAAAAAACAAUAUUUAAAAACCCACAAAAUGAUACAUUUUGUUACCAAACGAUCCAUUAAAUUACGGUUUGACAUUUGACUUUCACCAUGGAAUCACUUUUCAUUAACUUUCGUAGUGAUGUGCCGAAUUGACUACUGCAGACCAGUUUUGAUCGAUAAAUAAUUUUACUGUACAUAUGUUGAAAGACAGAUUGAUCGCCGAACAACCUGUAACUUAGCAAUCGAUCUCAAAACUGUAGUUUUUAAUGCAAAUCAGUCGUACAUUAUUGUAAUUGAAUUUGCAAACAGUAGAUAAGUAUUUAUCAAUAAACGUUAUCAAUGCAAUUAAACAUGUUUGGUUGGUUAUCGUAAUGACCACGUUGGAUGUAGAGCAAUGUUUUUGUGUUAAUUUGGUUCAGAUAAAUUUUUGUUUUGACGAAGUUCUUUAACUUUUUUCAUAAAAAAAUUAAAACGUUCAGCACAUCACUAAUCGUGUAAUAGUUACCGUCUCUUUCGAAUCGUCGGUUUUAGAGAUGGAUAGAAUAUGUAUUAGCUUUUUCACGUUACUAGUUGAAUGUAUGAAUGAAACCAUAAGACAGGAGGAAAUUUAAUUUUCCCUUUGAAAAUAAUGUGUCAGAACUUUCAGAGACAUUUUACAUUGUUGUGCAACAUUUCUCUCCUACUUUAAAAUCAAGGUCAUUGGUUUGUUUUUAAAUAUUUUAACGUCUCGAAAUCUUCAUAACAUCCUAUAGUGCCAUUUUCAUUUCAAUUUUCUCAAUACAUUUUAUUUUAAAGAUAUAAAAAACACUAUAAAAGUGGUAUAUGAAGUGCCAAGUUCAAUCAAGCCAAAACUAAACAAUCCUAAUACCAGUUAUUAAAAGCGUCAUUCAUUUAAAAAUAUCUUUAGGCUAAUAGCCGAUUUUUGACUGCCAAACAAUUUAGUCAUAAAUUAUCUUUGACAAUUAUGUCAUUAAUUUCAUUUGAACAAUGUCAAACUUACUCUAUGGCUAAAAUUGUAGAUUGGCACUUGAAUAGUCGACCUUGAGCUAGCGUGUACUGGUAUAAUAUGUUUAUUCUAUUUAUCCUUUAUUAAUCAUCAUUAAUCAUCCUGUAUCAUCGUGUGUGUAAUAGUUUUAAGUUUUUAACCAGUAUUUUCCUUAAAAUACCUUUUAUAUCAUCAUUAGUUUUACUUCUUCCACUUAAUAUUUAUUUAUCACUGUCCAAUUUGUAGACCAUCUUGUAUUAAUUUAAAACAGCACAAUAGCAAAUAAUUACUAACAUUAUCAUUAGUUUAUUUAAAUAUUUCCAGUCAGCUGUUCUCUCUUUCUUAUUAAUAUCUUAGUGACUAAGGCCUGGGCCUUCAUGUCAAUGGAAAGGUACCAUCGUUUGCAUGAAGGCUGAAGAAAUCAUGGGUUUUGACUGAAGGAAAUGAGUAUAUUUAAAGUAGUUAGAGAGAAUAUGAAAUAUUUGUACGUUUUUGAACAGUCAAGUUUGAGUUUAUACAAUAAACUAUAAUUUUUGACUCAUGUUUGUUGGUAAUUCGCAAUAAGAACUCGGUGGCUAUUGCUUAUUAAAUUAUUAAGCUAACCUUUUAGCACUUUCGGUGCGUAAAACCUUAAUAAAUUAGUUAACAACGAGGAAAGUCUAUGGCACGGUUUGAUUUUAAUCAAAAGAGUUUGUUUGACCAGGCGCACCAAAGACAAUUUAAAUGUUGCCAGCUACAAAAAACCAGGGAUGCCAGUUUUCCUACUUACAACGAUCAGCCAUCGAGUUCAAAAUAUCAAUUCUGCUAUUGAAAAAGCCUAAUUGACGUCUGCUUUUAAAACAGACCAAAUAAACGGCUUAAGGAAUGUUAUAAAUUGUAAAAUAUAAGAGCGAGGCUGUAUGCGACUGAGAGUAGGGUUAUUGUAUAUAGAUAUAUAAUUAAUUGAGCGCAGAAUAUGUAUAAAUGUUUUAUAUUAAAAAGUGCUUUAUGUACAGCAUUGGCUAAGCAAUUGGUUAAACUGUCACUUGUUUCUUUGAUUGAUUUAAUUAGAGUACCUACCUAUCACGAAUUUUAUAUUUCACAUUAAAUUAGUUUAUAUUUUAUGGCAAAAUUACCGUUUAACGAUAUGUAAGUAAAACUGUAAUUUAUUUUUGUCAAUCUAUCAUCUUUCGUUUUAACAUUUUUUCGGCGUGAAAGUUAAAAAUUUAAAACAUUGUAAAUAAUUUCAAAGAUUUAUAAAUUGCUAUCGAGCUUAUUGAUUUCAAUAACAUUAGAGAGUAUUGUCUUUUUUUUUUAUCUGAUUCAAGGCGUUUGUUGAAUUAACAAACUUUUAAGUUGUCAAUGCUUAAAUUAUUUCGACAUUUCAUUAAAAUGUAUAGACUAAUAUGAGUAGAUAGUCAACAAAUGUUUAGAAUCUUUCAAAGUUUCAGUUAUUUUAUUUGCUACUAUUUGUCUUGAAUGUACAAUCGACAGCACAUGAGACUAUACUUUUUGUUGCAUAAUAAAUUCCGGUUGCCGAGCAGAUGACCCCAAGCUUACCGAUGGAUAGCUUGGGGUCAUUGGACGAAAUUGUACGUGCUUGGCGACCGGACUUUAGCACCUAUUACAGCUAAGAUGCCACAGAGUUGAGCUUGAUGUUCUGUCGUAUGUGCAUUGUACAUCGAUAUUAUAUUUUUAAGCAGAGGCUGUGCCUUCUAAGUUUUUGUGUAUAAAUAAAGUUCUCGGGACAGAAAAUGAUUUUUAUUCGAACAAUAUUAUGUAAGAUCAUGAGAAUUGUGCUUUUUUUCUAAAAAGUAUGAAGCUAUGUUAUACAAUCUCGUUUAAUUUUGUCAAUAAAACAGACUUUGAGUUAUAAGUACGCCAUGAAACUAAUUAAUUGCACAAUUUAGUUUAAAAAAAGUUUCUCUUUUAACUUUUCUGUCCCGAAUGUAUUGCAUAAGUUUCAUCAUCGGUAAAUUGUUAAUUAUAAUUUGUGUAUUGUUAUAAAGAAAGAUAUUUUGUUAGAUGCACAUAGUUAAUGUAACGUCUA